Medioppia subpectinata is the source of this 1187-nucleotide messenger RNA. The record is from the annotation of a GenBank genome assembly. NCBI's taxonomy places the organism in Eukaryota, Metazoa, Arthropoda, Arachnida, Sarcoptiformes, Oppiidae.
GCAUUCAUACAAUGUUUAUGCGGGAACACAACCGUCUCGUCGACGGCUUAUCUAAAGUGAAUCCUCACUGGAAUGACGAACAACUAUAUCAUAACGGAAGGAGAAUAUUGUCUGCAAUUCUACAACAGAUCACUUACGGAGAGUUUUUGCCCAGAAUUAUAGGCAGAGAUUUUCUCAAUAGAUUUGGAUUAACUCUUUUGCCAAAUGGAUAUCACAAUGGAUACGAUAGUCAGUGCAGUUCAACAGUAUAUAAUGAAUUCGCGGCCGCAGUCUUCCGGUUCGGACACAGUCUUCUCAAACCACACUUUGAAAGAUUGGACAGAAAUUAUAGGCCCGUUGAAGAGCCGUUAACUUUACGGACAGCUUUCUUCAAUUCAGACAUGCUUUUCACGCCUUUAGCUUUGGAUAACAUAGUCAGAGGAAUAUCGACACAAAGUGUUGAAACGCUAGAUCACGCCAUCACCGAAGAAGUGACCAAUCAUUUGCUCGAAGAUAUUAAAAAACCUUUUUCGGGAAUGGAUUUGAUUUCACUAAAUUUACAAAGAGCGAGAGACCACGGAAUCCAACCUUACAAUGAAUAUCGACGCGUUUGUAAUCUAACAAAAGCUAAAAAGAAUGUCGAUGAUAUCGAUCUGUUUUCCGGAGGAAUACCCGAAACUCCAGUUCACGGCGGACUCAUUGGCCCCACAUUUGCCUGUAUUAUAGGAAUGCAGUACGAAACUUCAGAUCCGUUCAUAAGAUUCAGUGAACAACAAUUGGCAGAGAUUAGGAAAAUAACUUUGGCUAAAGUUUUAUGCGAAAAUUCUGACAGUAUUGACACUAUUCAGCGACAAGUUAUGGAUUUACCAGAUUCAUUCUUAAAUCCUCGGAUUCCGUGCUCUUCGAUGCCAUCAAUAGAUUUGACGCAAUGGCGAGAAAGAGGCAACUCUUGUGUCGUUAAUAAUAGAGUUCUGGCCAUCGGAAGGGCUGACAGAAUAUCUCCGUGCGUUAACUGUAUUUGCACUUUUGAAGGGAUAAGAUGUCAAUCACUUCGGAUCAAUGAUUGCAAUGAAUUAUUUUCGUCGCAUUCACGACAGGAUAUAUUGAACGACUCGGUGUGCAAAGUUCAGUGCGCCUUCUCUUUCGGACAUAACAUGCGUUCACAACAGUCCAGAAGAAUAUCUACUAUUUUUGGAUUCAGUCAAUGA